GGCAGAAGAUUUUCGGUUAAGCAUGGCUCCAUCUCAGCAGGAUAGCACCUUGUUUUUUCCAGGUUCUAUUAUUGGCUUCUGGGUGUUUGCGAUUCAUUUAAUCACUUUUCAUUAUGUUUCCUAUACCCAUGGUUCCAUGUAGCGAACUGAGCGUACGUGCUCUCGGCACAAGCUUCAUUGUUUUUCAUCAUUUCUUUCUCUUGAUGGUUUCUUCUACAUCAGCAUUGCUGAGAACCCCUCAAAUUGCGACCCCUCGGAUAUUGCUUUCACAGAUCUCUACGGAUAUUGAUGCCUGUCCUUUCGGCAUUGUGUUGUCAGAUCUCGUAAUCUAGCAUUAACAUUCCUCUUCCAAGUUUAUACCUGCGCUUUAGUGAC
Mytilinidion resinicola is the source of this 375-nucleotide messenger RNA. RefSeq lists its product as uncharacterized. The record is from RefSeq and is a predicted model, not a curated record. Lineage: Eukaryota; Fungi; Ascomycota; Dothideomycetes; Mytilinidiales; Mytilinidiaceae. The transcript has a single exon. The coding region runs from base 114 to 332 and encodes 72 amino acids.